AUUGCAUCGAAUCUCACGUGGUAUAUUAUUAUGAGGAAUGAAAUAAAAUUUUGCCAUUAAACAUAUUCGAGCAAAAUAGUGGCUAUCUUCCUUAUAAAAAUAUGUACCAUUUGCCUCAUCAUGACAUAAUUGGAGUUUUAUUUAUUUAUUUAUUUAUUUAUUUUUUUAUGACAAUGGAGCGAAUUCUUCGUAUGAAAGAGGGUAUGGGAGAAACUAGUUACGCCAAAAACUCCAUAAUUCAGAGAAAAGCGAUAAUAAUGAAAGUAAAAACCUUACUUGAUGAGAACUUGUUGAAAUUGAUGAUGUUGAAGAAAACUUCAAAUGGUUGUUGGAAAAUAGCCGAUUUAGGUUUCUCUUCGGGACCAAAUACACUUAUAGCAAUUUCUAACAUUAUGGAAAUCAUUCAUAAAAGUAGCUUAAAGUUAAACCAUAAGAAACUUGUAUUUCAAAUUUAUCUGAAUGAUCUAUUUGAAAAUGAUUUCAAUAAUAUUUUUAAGUUACUCCCUGAUUUCUAUCAAAGCAUGCAAGGAGAGAACUUUGGAGCAUGCUACAUGAAUGCAACACCAGGGAGCUUUUAUGGAAGGCUAUUUCCCAAUUAUUACAUCGACAUUUUUCAUUCUUCAUAUUGUGUCCAUUGGCUAUCACAAGCACCAAUAUAUUCGAAGAAGAAAACAGAACCACUCAUCAAAGGAAAUAUUUACAUAACAAGAGAAAGCCCUCCAUCGGUGUAUGAUGUAUAUCUUGAGCAUUUUGAAAGAGAUUUCAAUAAUUUUCUAAAGUCACGCUAUGAGGAAUUAGCAUUGGAUGGUGUGAUGGUAUUAACUUUCGUUGGAAGAGAAAACAAUGGUGAAAUUACUUCUUAUGAAGUACUUGGCAUGGUACUCAACAAGAUGGUCCAAGAGGGUUUAGUUGAAGAAGCCAAACUGGACUUGUUUAAUAUACCUAUAUAUCAUCCUACUAUAGAGGAAGUCGAACAAAUUAUUAAGGCAGAAGGAUCUUUUAUCAUCAAAACAUUGAGGACUUUUAAAAUAGGUUGGGAUGCAAACCUACAAGAAGAUAUGAAUGAUUAUGUUGUUGAUAGAAAAAUGAGAGGAGUAUUCAUAUCUAAAUACCAUAGAGCUCUACUCGAAUCUCUUUUAAUAGCUGAGUUUGGUGAAAAUAUCAUGGACGAAUUGUUUUCAAGGUUUGCAAAACUAAUUCAACUAUUUAUUGAGUUAAAGUCACCAGAUUUGAUGAAUAUAGUGUUAUUCAUGACUAAAAACUCUUGAAAAAGGUGGAGUCAAUAUUAUAACAUUAAUAUAAAUUAGAAUAACAAAUAAAUAUAUUUUUAACUACAUCAACAAUAAAUAAAAAUAAAGGUACUUGGUUAGGUAAAUAUUGGUCGAAGUGAAAAUGUUGUGUUAGUGAAUAUAUAUGAUAUAAUUACAAAGGUUUCAACGUGAGAUCAU
Cicer arietinum (chickpea) is the source of this 1448-nucleotide messenger RNA. RefSeq names its product probable jasmonic acid carboxyl methyltransferase 2. The record is from RefSeq and is a predicted model, not a curated record. Gene Ontology annotation, molecular function: methyltransferase activity. Lineage: Eukaryota; Viridiplantae; Streptophyta; Magnoliopsida; Fabales; Fabaceae.